AUGGAUAAAAUAGCAGCUGCACCAAUCCCUCCAAAGACAUAUUUUAAACUACCUUUAGACCCGCCUUUCUUUUCCGAGGAUGUCGAAUGGUUUGAGGGGGGUUUCGGGGAUUCUGGAGAGGCAGUUACACAACCUAUUUCAUCACCUCCCAUCUUUACGGAUAACUCUACCUGCUCGACACUUGUUCGUUCGCAUUUGAAUAAUUGUUAA
Funneliformis caledonium is the source of this 210-nucleotide messenger RNA. The record is from the annotation of a GenBank genome assembly. Lineage: Eukaryota; Fungi; Glomeromycota; Glomeromycetes; Glomerales; Glomeraceae.